UCUUACUUCAUUAUAUUUUAAUUCAAGAAAAUUAAAUGAAGGGCUUCUGGAACUCAUCGAGUAUCAUUCCUGUUACUCUUUCUUUUAUUUUCAUAUUCAUUUAUCAUUUUGAAGACGUGCUUGCGGCUCCUGCUAGACAUUUUUUGUGUCGUCCCGAACAAAGGGAUGCACUUCUCGCUUUCAAAAACGAGUUUGAGAUUGGGGAGCCUAAUCCUGAUUGUAUGGGCAUUGAAUCUCAUCGGAAGACGGAGUCAUGGGGGAAUAACAGCGACUGUUGUAGUUGGAAGGGUAUCAAGUGCAAUGCCAAGUCCGGAGAUGUGGUCGAGCUAGACCUUCGCUGCAGCUUUCUCCAUGGCCGGUUACAUUCCAAUAGCAAUCUUCAAAACCUUCCUUUUCUAACCACUAUUGACCUUUCAUUUAAUGAUUUUAAUGGUCAAAUCCCAGAUUCGAUCGGAAACCUUUCUCAUCUCACCACUCUCGACCUUUCGGUAAAUAAAUUCAGUGGUCUGAUUCCAUCUUCCAUCGGAAACCUUUCUCAUCUCACUUCUCUCCACCUUUCUAAUAACCAAUUCUCUGGUCAAAUUCCAUCUUGGAUUGGAAAGCUUACUCAACUCACCCAUCUCGACCUUGCUUUUAACCAAUUUUCUGGUGAAAUCCCAUGUUCAAUUGGAAACCUUUUUCAUCUCACUUCUCUCAACCUUCGGGAAAACAAUCUCGAUGGUGAAAUCCCAUCUUCUUUUGGCAAUCUAAAGCAGCUGACCACCUUAGAAGUUAUUUUGAACAAGCUCAGUGGAAAUUUUCCCAAUGUACUACUGAACUUGACAGGGUUGUUUGGUUUAGGUAUCUCCGGAAAUCGGUUCAGUGGUGUGCUUCCUCCUAAUAUCACUUCACUAUCAAACUUGGGAGAGUUUUACGCAAGUGAUAACGCUUUCAGUGGAACUAUCCCUUCUUCUCUCUUCACCAUUCCUUCUUUGACUGUAUUUUUUUCCGAUGAUAACCAACUCAACGGCACUCUUGAGUUUGGCAAUAUUUCUUCACCAUCUAACCUAGAAUAUUUAUCCCUUAGUAGAAACAACUUCAAAGGGCCAAUCCCGAGAUCCAUUUCCAAAUUUGUCAACCUUUCGGAUCUUGACCUUUCUUAUUUCGACACCCAAGGCCGCCCAGUUGACUUCAGCAUCUUCUCGCCUCUCAGGUCUCUCCAAUAUCUUUACCUAUCAUAUUUGAACACCACCACUACGAUUGACUUGAAUGAUAUCUUAUCAUAUUCCAAAAGCCUCUCUAUUAUAGAUCUCUCAGGCAACCAUGUUUCAACUACAAACAAAAGUUCAGUUUCAAAUCCCCCUUCACAGGAGAUAUAUGCUUUGCAAUUAUCAGGCUGCGGUAUCACCGAGUUUCCAGAGCUCCUAAGAACCCAACAUGAAGUGGCGCAUCUAGACAUCUCCAACAACAAAAUCGAAGGUCAAGUUCCUGCCUGGCUAUGGAUUCUACCAAAUUUGACAUACGUGAAUCUUUCCAACAACACUUUCAUCGGUUUCCAAACAUCAAUGAAGAAACAAGGACUAUCCUCUGACUGGAAACCAUCUUUGAGGCACUUUUUUGGCUUCAACAACAACUUCACGGGCAAGAUUCCUUCUUUCAUAUGCGAGUUGCGUUCUCUAGAGACUCUCCAUUUAUCUGAAAACAACUUUAACGGUUCAAUCCCUCCUUGUUUGGGAAAUCUCAAGAGUACUCUUUCAGUUUUAAACCUUCGGCAGAAUAAUCUUAGUGGAGGUAUUCCAGAGGAUAUAAUAUUUGAAAGUCUAAGGUCGCUUGACGUCGGCCAUAACCAACUUGUGGGAAAGCUUCCAAGAUCUUUGAAUCGUUUCUCUACUCUUGAAGUUCUGAACGUGGAAAGCAACAGAAUCAACGACACGUUUCCAUUCUGGUUGGGUUCUCUACAAAAGCUGCAAGUUCUUGUGCUUCGCUCCAAUGCAUUCCAUGGACCAAUGAAUCAAGCCUCCUUCCCUCAGUUGCGAAUCAUCGACAUAUCACAUAAUCACUUCGAUGGAACUUUGCCAUCAGAGUACUUUUCGAAGUGGACUGCUAUGUCAUCACUUGAGCCCGACGAAGAUCAGUCUUCUGAAAAGUACAUGAGAGGGGGAUCACGCUAUUACUAUGAUUCAUUGGUUUUGAUGAAUAAAGGUGUAGAGAUGGAGCUAGUACGUAUCUUAAAAAUCUUAACAGCAAUCGACUUUUCAGGAAACAAAUUUGAAGGAGAGAUUCCAAAGUCCAUCUGUCUAUUGAAAGAGCUUCGUGUGCUCAACUUGUCAAACAAUGUAUUCACUGGCAGCAUCCCUUCAUCUAUGGGGAACCUGAAAGCUCUAGAGUCUUUGGAUGUUUCCCGAAACAAGCUUUCAGGAGAAAUUCCACAAGAGCUAGGGGAGCUCUCGUUCCUUGCGUACAUGAACUUCUCUCAUAACCAGCUUUCAGGUCUACUACCAGGAGGCAAUCAGUUUCAAACGCAGCGUUGCUCUUCCUUUGGAGAUAAUCCGGGACUUGUUGGCUCUUCUCUUGACAAAGUUUGCAGAGAUAUUCACACACCACCAGCAUCACAUCAACACUAUGAAACGCCGGAAUCAGAGGACGAAGAUGAAGAAGAGGUGAUUAGUUGGAUAGCAGCUGCAAUAGGUUUCGUACCUGGUAUUGUAUCUGGUUUGACGUUUGGAUACAUAUUGGUUUCCCACAAACCAGAGUAGUUCAUGAACCCUUUUGGCCGAAACAAUCGUAAAGGCAGCAGAAACACCACAACUCACUAGAGAGAGGCUUAAAGCCUAUUUGAAGAAUCUGGACGAGGAAAGUCAAAGUAAACGGAUGAACUGUUAGGACGUCAACCAACUACUCUUUGUCCAAAUCCAGAUUGGUUUAGAUUUCGGUUAUUGUUCCCAGUUUAGCUUUGUGUGUUUCUCUUUAACUCUGUUUUUUGCCAACUUUGUAAUUGAGCAACUCUGUUUCGAACCUUAAAUUACUCUCCCUUUAG
Messenger RNA from Camelina sativa (false flax), 3016 nucleotides. The record is from RefSeq and is a predicted model, not a curated record. NCBI's taxonomy places the organism in Eukaryota, Viridiplantae, Streptophyta, Magnoliopsida, Brassicales, Brassicaceae.